Molecule: messenger RNA, 2600 nt
Organism: Fukomys damarensis (Damara mole-rat)
Lineage: Eukaryota; Metazoa; Chordata; Mammalia; Rodentia; Bathyergidae
Gene: Cct7
Product: chaperonin containing TCP1 subunit 7
Exons: 12
Coding region: 823-2454 (543 amino acids)
Biological process (GO): protein folding
Cellular component (GO): chaperonin-containing T-complex
Molecular function (GO): ATP hydrolysis activity; ATP-dependent protein folding chaperone; ATP binding
Source: RefSeq, a predicted model, not a curated record
CUGGUUGGCAGUGGGCAGGCCGGGGAGGAUGGAGAAAGGGUGGCAGGCUGGCAAGGAGUUCUUCAGCUGCCAAAAGUCCUGGCCUGCAGCUCUUGCUUGGGUCAACGACCUCUUUCCUCAGCCAAAGGUAGCCGCUUCCUCCCCCACGCUUCCUGGGGGGAAAGUAUUCGUCUAGCGCCCAGGUGGCCUUCGGCCCAGUUCCACCACUGCUUGCGCCCUCACAGUUGGCAGGUUCUGGGGCCGCGGCUUGAUGCACCUCACCUGCAACGACAUCAGCCAGACAGCCUGCUCUGAAGCCAGUUUCCCACGCCUUCUUUCCCAUCUGCUGUGCAUCCGCGACUGUGGACACCUUCCUUAACCUUUCAGCCUUAUCUCUUAAUGUGGGCACAAUUGACAGUACCAACGCGCUAGGGUUGUUCAGCGUUAAAUGAGUAAUGUGCUUACUUAGCAUACGCCUGUCCCACACUCGGCGUUCAAUAAAUGUUUGCGUUUAUUGCAUGUCUUGAUUUGGUGUUCAAGGGCAGAAGGGAACCGAGCAAAGAUCCUGCACGUCCAAAGAGAAAGCUGCACACCCGUAAUCCAGCCUCGAUAAAUAGCGCUUAGCGCUAGAGUGCCCCGGAGGCCCAGCCUUUUGCUCUUCUAGCCACAUCAACUCUGUGGUAGUGAACCAUAGAGUGGCGGAAGUGGCUCGUUCCUUCCUCUUUUGAUCCAACGGCUUGGCGAAGCUUCUGGGGACUUCUUUAGCGCGGGGAAUUGUGGGAUAUCUGGGCGGCCCUAACACGGAGAAGAGAGGAGUAGCGGUUCCCUGAAGAAGUUGCCAAAAUGAUGCCCACACCAGUUAUAUUAUUGAAAGAGGGGACUGAUAGCUCCCAAGGCAUCCCACAGCUUGUGAGUAACAUCAGUGCCUGCCAGGUGAUUGCCGAGGCUGUAAGAACCACUUUGGGUCCCCGUGGCAUGGACAAGCUUAUUGUGGAUGGCCGAGGCAAAGCAACAAUUUCUAAUGAUGGGGCCACAAUUUUGAAACUUCUUGAUGUCGUCCAUCCUGCAGCAAAGACUUUAGUGGACAUUGCCAAAUCCCAAGAUGCUGAGGUUGGUGAUGGUACCACCUCAGUGACCCUGCUGGCUGCAGAGUUUCUGAAGCAGGUGAAACCAUACGUGGAGGAAGGUUUGCAUCCUCAGAUCAUCAUCCGAGCUUUCCGCACAGCCACACAGUUGGCAAUUAACAAGAUCAAAGAGAUUGCUGUGACGGUCAAGAAGCAAGAUAAAGUGGAGCAGAGGAAGCUGCUGGAAAAGUGUGCCAUGACAGCUCUGAGCUCCAAGUUGAUCUCCCACCAGAAAGCCUUCUUUGCUAAGAUGGUGGUUGAUGCCGUGAUGAUGCUUGAUGAUUUGCUGCAGCUUAAAAUGAUUGGAAUCAAGAAGGUGCAGGGUGGAGCCCUAGAGGAGUCGCAGCUGGUGGCUGGUGUUGCAUUCAAGAAGACUUUCUCUUAUGCUGGGUUUGAAAUGCAACCUAAAAAGUACAAUAACCCCACAAUCGCCUUAUUAAAUGUUGAACUCGAGCUGAAAGCUGAGAAGGACAAUGCCGAAAUCAGAGUCCAUACAGUGGAGGAUUAUCAGGCAAUUGUUGAUGCUGAGUGGAACAUUCUCUAUGACAAAUUGGAGAAGAUCUAUAAUUCUGGAGCCAAAGUUAUCUUGUCCAAACUCCCUAUUGGGGAUGUGGCCACACAGUACUUCGCCGACCGGGACAUGUUCUGUGCCGGCCGGGUACCUGAGGAGGAUUUGAAGAGGACAAUGAUGGCCUGUGGAGGCUCAAUCCAGACCAGUGUGAAUGCUCUAUCUGCAGAUGUGCUGGGCCGCUGCCAGCUGUUUGAAGAGACCCAGAUUGGAGGUGAAAGGUACAAUUUCUUCACUGGCUGCCCCAAGGCUAAGACUUGCACCUUCAUCCUCCGCGGUGGUGCUGAGCAGUUUAUGGAGGAGACAGAGAGGUCCCUACAUGACGCCAUCAUGAUCGUCAGAAGAGCCAUCAAGAAUGAUUCAGUGGUGGCUGGUGGUGGGGCCAUCGAGAUGGAGCUCUCUAAGUACCUGCGGGAUUACUCAAGGACUAUUCCAGGAAAACAGCAGCUAUUGAUUGGGGCAUAUGCCAAGGCCUUGGAGAUUAUCCCACGUCAGCUAUGUGACAAUGCUGGCUUCGAUGCCACAAACAUCUUGAACAAACUGCGGGCUCGGCAUGCCCAGGGAGGCAUGUGGUAUGGGGUGGACAUCAACAAUGAAGACAUUGCUGACAACUUUGAAGCCUUCGUGUGGGAGCCUGCUAUGGUGCGGAUCAAUGCCCUGACAGCAGCCUCUGAGGCUGCAUGCCUUAUCGUGUCUGUUGAUGAGACUAUCAAGAACCCUCGCUCCACCGUGGAUGCUCCUCCAGCAGCCGGCCGGGGCCGGGGCCGGGGCCGCUUCCUUUGAGAGGUCCUACACAUGACACUGGCUGGCAGCUGGCUGCAGGUGUGCUUGCCCUUCCUGGCUUGGUUCAUUGGUGUUUUGAAGAUGUGGUCACAAUUGGCCUGCUCUGUUCUGGAGGUUAUUUAAAUAAAACUUAAGACUUAGACUUA